Filobasidium floriforme is the source of this 650-nucleotide messenger RNA. RefSeq lists its product as uncharacterized. The transcript has 3 exons. The coding region runs from base 204 to 419 and encodes 71 amino acids. The record is from RefSeq and is a predicted model, not a curated record. Lineage: Eukaryota; Fungi; Basidiomycota; Tremellomycetes; Filobasidiales; Filobasidiaceae.
CCAUCACCUUUGCGGUAGCACGUUCGUAGAAUAGAUGAUCCAGAUAACAUGUGCACUAGUAUCUCGUGCUCGUGAUAAUCACAGUCGUUCGAUUUCAUUUCUCCAUAAUUCCUCAUGACCGAUUUCUGUCUUUUACAUUUUCAUUGUAUCACGUCAUGAUCGUAUCCUUCUCAAAAACACCGCCUCGUCGACUGUCAUUCUAGAUGCAGAAUCUAGUGUUGACCGGCAUCGUUCUUGGCUCCCUCGGCGGCCUUGUUGGCGCCCUCGAUAGCGGCGUCCGAGAUCCCGGAGUUCUCCUUCUUCUGCUCGGUAGACUGUCCUUCCUGCUUCUUCUCCUCGCUCAUAGGGUCCUUCUUCUCGUGGUCCGGGGUGGUCUGAGUUCCAGACUUGAGCUGUUCGGGGUUUCCAGACAUGGUUGAUUGAGGUUCAGAGGUGAUCUGUUUGUGUGUGGUGGCAAGUGUGAUUGUUUUGUAUGGAUGUGAAAGAGAGGUAUCGAGGUCGAGGAAUGUGAGUUGUUGCAAGAUGAAUGGUUCUUUAAUUCGACAAGGUAUGUCGACGUGGGGAGGUGAAUUGGCUGAAGAGAAGCGAAAUGGCGUGACGUCACCGGAUUCCCUUUCCUUCGGCUCGGUGAGACGGUCGGCGGAAACGCG